AUGGCGGCUAGCUUGCCCAAAAGCACCGAGAGCAAGUUGACCAGCGCCUACGAAGCCGUUGCGCUGGCGGCUCAUGCCGGCAUGAUUGCGGUAGGCUUCCGCCUUAUCGGGCUGGGCGAGGACGACAGAAUUGACGCGUCCGCAGACGCCGAGAACCCCCAACCGCUACCGACAGCUUGGAACGCCCACAACACAUACGCCUUCCGCUACGCACACUCACAGUCUGCCCUCGAGUACAUCAUCAAAGUCAAUCGGCUAGGAGGCAAAGCGGUCGUCUUCGGCCUCGGUGUAGGCGACGACAAAACCGCGACCUUCGAUGUCGCCGUCAAGGACUACAUCUCAGAGGGCUCCCUGCCCGUCUCAGUAUCCAAUGACACACUGGUGGAAGACCUGGCGAAAAGGCUGCAGGACGUCUUCAUUUCACAAGGCCGCCUCUCCGACUUUGGCACCCUGCUCAAGCUGUCCAUAAUCCAGAAGCUGGCGCCUAGUCUGGACAAGGAGGGUUACGAGGAGACGCGCACACAGGACGAACGCGACGCCGGCCGCGUGCGCGAACAGCCGCGACAAGGCGAGCCCUCACAACCACGCCGUCCACCCGAGGAUCCCGAACCCGCUCGUCCCUACCCGAUCGUCGACCCGCUCGCGCAGCCCCGCCAGCCGGGCCGCCCUCUCCCUGAGCCAAUGCCAGGCUUCGAAGACGAGUACGAGAUUAAUCGCCCACCCCGCGGGGGCCUGCGCGACGACAGACAACCCAGAGGUUACGGGCACGACGACCUCUAUCCGCAGGGUCUUGGCCCACACGACCCUCUCCGUCCUCAUUUUGGCGGUGGACUGCCGCGCCCUGGCGGUAUGGGCGGCGGCAUGCACCCCACCUUCGAUGAUCCAAUGUUUGGCGGUCAAGGCGGUGGUCAAGGCGGAUACGACCCUAUGGUGCCGCCUGGCUCGAGAUACGAUCCGGUCGGACCUGGAGGCGCGCCGCGCGAUAAUCGAGGAGGCCCACGAUUCCCUGGCGGAGGAGGCUUCGGGGGCCUAGGCGGUGCUGGCGGGCGGCCGCCGAAUCCCUUUGGUGGGUAUGGCGAUGGGGAUUUCAUAUGA
Paraphaeosphaeria sporulosa is the source of this 1095-nucleotide messenger RNA. RefSeq lists its product as uncharacterized. Lineage: Eukaryota; Fungi; Ascomycota; Dothideomycetes; Pleosporales; Didymosphaeriaceae. The record is from RefSeq and is a predicted model, not a curated record. The transcript has 2 exons. The coding region runs from base 1 to 1095 and encodes 364 amino acids. Gene Ontology annotation, biological process: proteasome-mediated ubiquitin-dependent protein catabolic process. Gene Ontology annotation, molecular function: proteasome binding; endopeptidase inhibitor activity.